Molecule: messenger RNA, 3280 nt
Organism: Coffea eugenioides
Lineage: Eukaryota; Viridiplantae; Streptophyta; Magnoliopsida; Gentianales; Rubiaceae
Product: disease resistance protein RPM1-like
Exons: 2
Coding region: 222-3101 (959 amino acids)
Biological process (GO): defense response to other organism
Molecular function (GO): ADP binding
Source: RefSeq, a predicted model, not a curated record
CCUAGCUAAAGGCCUUGCACAUACUGCGUUGUUUUAAUUUUGAUUCAAAUUAUCAUCUUCCUCGCCCGUGUUCUCUUUUUCAUCAAACUUGGAUUUGACAGGGUAGGUUCAGAUCAGCUAUUGCCAGAGGUUUCAUUUUCUCUCAAAUACUACAACUGGACUGUCCUAUAAACUAGAAGCCGCCUCCCCCGACAUUCUUAGGUUAAAAAGAAAGACUGAAAAUGGCAGAAACUGUUCUCUCUUUUGUGCUGGAUCAACUCUCAACUUUUCUGCACGAGGAGGGACGACUAUUGGGAGGGCUUCGGCAAGAGGUCCAAUUCAUCAUGGAUGAGUUGGAGCAAAUGAGAGCUUUCCUGCGAGAGGCAGAAGCAAGAGAAGAAGAUGCUCAACCCACGCUCCAACAAUGGAUCAAGCAAGUGCGAGAUGCUGCUUAUGACACUGAGGACAUUCUUGAUGAAUUUGUAGCUCGCUUUGCUCGGCAUCGCGCAACAGGAUUCUACGGCUCUGUUCGGAGAAUUUUCAGCUCCAUCAAGAAUUUGAGAGCUCGUCAUCGAGUUGCUAGCGAAAUACAAAGCAUCAAGUCCAGAAUCAAAAGUAUUUCUGAAGGUCAUCAAAGAUACCAAUCCGAAUAUGGUAUCUCUGCCCAAGCGUCCAGCUCACUUUCUGCUGUGAACAACACAACAUGGCGCUAUAGCAGAGAUGACGCACUGCUUGUGGAAGAAGCUAAAUUAGUUGGCAUUGACCAGCCCAAGAAACGUCUUAUUCCUGAGCUCCUCCGAGGGGAUGAUUACCAACUAAAGGUUGUUUCAGUGGUUGGUAUGGGAGGACUUGGCAAAACUACCCUAGUGAAAAGAGUCCACGAGGAUCCUGAAGUCAGAAGGCAUUUCCCAGUUCGUGCUUGGGUAACUGUCUCUGAAACAUGUGACUUUCAGUACCUCCUGAAAGACUUGAUUCAGCAGUUACACAAGGAAGGGAAUAAACCAGUCCCACAAUCGAUAGAGUCUAUGACUACCACUGAGCUGAAAAAAAUUGUCAAAGAUUUUCUUCAACAAGCUGGAAGGUAUGCGAUUGUUUUUGAUGAUGUAUGGGACGUGGAAUUUUGGAAUACCAUCAAAUUUGCACUGCCCGAGAGUAGCCACGGCAACCGUGUCAUGCUGACAACUCGAAGAGCUGAUGUAGCCUCUGCCUCUUGCAUUGAAUCUCGGGGUCUUGUCUACAGAAUGGAGCCACUCUCUGUAAAGGAUUCGAGGACCCUGUUUUGCAACAAGAUCUUUAAUGGUGGUAAUUGCCCUGGCCAUUUGAUGGAUGUUUCCAAAGGUAUAUUGGACAAAUGUGAGGGCUUGCCCCUUGCAAUCCUUGCAAUCAGCGGGCUUUUGGCUUCAAAAGAUGUAAACAGAAUAGACGAAUGGGAGAUGGUUCGACGCAGCCUUGGGGGUGAAUUAGAAGGCACGGGUAAGCUGGACAGAGUUAAAAAGAUACUCUCUCUCAGUUAUAAUGAUUUGCCUGGGCAUUUAAAGACAUGUCUGUUGUACACAAGCAUCUUCCCAGAGGAUUAUGAAAUAGCAUGCAUUAGACUAAUUCAUUUGUGGAUUGCUGAAAGGUAUGUGGAACGGAGGGAAGGAAUGAGUUUUGCAAUUGUAGCUUGGAGUUAUCUCAUUGAACUCGUCAAUAGAAGCCUAAUUCAAGUGACUAAGGUGUUUUUUGAAGGAAUACCUCAAUAUUGUCGAAUCCAUGACCUAUUAAGAGAAGUUAUUCUUCUCAAGUCAAGGGAACAAAACAUGGUGACAGUUACUACUGGACAACCGAUGACGUGGCCGACUGAUAAGGUACGCCGUCUAGUAGUCCAUAGUGGUAGCAGUAACAACACCCAGCACCACCAACAAAGACGAAAUUAUUGCUUUGACCACCUUCGGUCGUUCGUUACAUUUGAAUCCAUAAGCCCGCUACUAUCCAAAAUGUUGUUAUCUGAAGUUUUAGGGAGUAGCAAGUUGUUAAAGGUUUUGGAUUUGAGAGGUCAAGAGACACAGGAGGAAAUACCAAAUGAGAUUUUCAAGAUGUUUCAUCUCAAGCAUCUGGACCUAUGGGGUACGAGAGUGGAGAGAGUCCCAAAAGCCAUUGGAAAGCUUCAACAUUUGGAGUAUCUGAAUUUGGCUGACACAAGAGUUAGGGAAUUACCCAUGGAAAUCCUAAAGCUGCAAAAACUUCGGUUUCUCGAAGUAUUUCAACCAGUUGUUCCUUCCGAUGAUGAUUAUGGAUAUCAUGGAUUUAAAGCUCCCUCGAAUAUGGGAGGGCUUCUUGCCCUAGAAGUAUUAAGCUGCAUGGAUGCAAGUAGUGGAUCCACAAUAGUUAAGGAGAUAGGAAAGCUGACCCAAUUAAGAGAACUACGUAUUACAAAGUUAAGAAGAGAAGAUGGAAAGGAGCUCUGCUCCUCCCUUGCCAACCUAACCAGUCUUCGGCAAUUAAGCGUUGCUUCAAUUGGAAAAGGUGAUGAUUAUGAGAUAAUCGAUUUAAAUCAUCAUCAUCCUUCUUCUUUUCUUCAAUCUCUUGGUAUGCUGAUUUUGCGUGGCCGCUUAGAAAAGAUGCCACAAUGGGUAGCUCAUCUUCACGGCUUGCUAAGAAUAGAUUUGAAUUGGAGCAGGUUAAGGGGCGAGGAGGAUCCGCUUGAAUCGCUCCAACAUUUGCCCAAUUUGAGUAAAAUUAAUUUCUGUGGAUCUUACCAGGGAGAAGGGUUGUGCUUCAAGGCUGGAGGGUUUCUAAAGUUGAAGUGGAUGCACUUAAAGAGAAUGGAAGGGCUGAGAGGGAUGAGAGUGGAGGAGGGUGCAUUGCCUCGUCUACAAAUACUAUUUCUGCGGCUACUUCCAUUACUAGAGGAGCUGCCAUUGGGUAUUCAGCACUUGAGCCAUCUUCAACGGCUGUCUCUGUAUGAGAUGAGUUCUCAAUUGAGAGAGAAGCUGUUAGAGAAUCAGAAGGAAGAAAGUGAAGAUUACACAAGAAUCGCACAUAUUCCUGAAAUUCUCAUUGGUUACUAUACAGAUGAUGGGGAAUGGAGAGAGCACCGGCUAUGGGAAGAGAAGAAGAAGAAAACAUAUAAUCUUUCCUAGCAGCAACAGCAGCAGCCACUGUGGCUUCCCUUGUGGACAGCACUGCUUCCUCUUCUUUUGUUUUUAUUUUUUAUUAGUAAUUUUUUUCCCCUUCGACAUCCGUGUGAGAAGUUCAUCAUCUUCUGUGUCUUACCUUCUUAUUUAUUGUAUGUAUUGUGUAUAAUGCUUGAUGUUGUUAA